Bacidia gigantensis is the source of this 2691-nucleotide messenger RNA. RefSeq lists its product as uncharacterized. The transcript has 3 exons. The coding region runs from base 1 to 2691 and encodes 896 amino acids. The record is from RefSeq and is a predicted model, not a curated record. Lineage: Eukaryota; Fungi; Ascomycota; Lecanoromycetes; Lecanorales; Ramalinaceae. Gene Ontology annotation, molecular function: nucleic acid binding; ATP-dependent chromatin remodeler activity; zinc ion binding.
AUGGCUCCGCGCCGGCAGGAUGCGAUCGACUUGACUACAAGAAAUGACGGUGCUGCGCCCGCAAGCCAAGUCUGGGUUGCAAAUGAAGAGCACGAGGCCGAAGACAUCGUUGUUUCCUCUCAAGGGGAUAAUGACGAGGCGAUAGCAACUUAUCAGUUAUAUGGAGUGUUGACUACCAAGAUCGUUGGCGUGCAGUACUAUCAAGGUAUUGCAAAUAACGGAGAAUACGUUGUGCUUGCGCGAGAACCUCACAAUCAAUACGAUUCGAACGCGAUCCAGGUGCAAAACGUCCAACGCCAACAGAUCGGUCAUGUACCUCGUACAAAUUCAGCGAAACUUGCGAAAUAUAUAGAUAAUGGUGCUUUGCUCCUGGAAGGCUCCUUAGCCGGUCAAAUGGGACAUUAUGAUUGUCCAAUGAUAAUCAAGCUCUUCGGCACAAGCGAACCUGUCGAGCGCGCCAAUCUACGCAGUCAACUCAAGGUAGAUCGUUUGCCGACUGAAGUCAUUGAUGGCAAAGAGAGGGAAGCUAAGAAACGAAAAGGACAGGAAUUGAAACAAGCUGCGGCGAAGCGUGGAAAGAAAGCUAGUGGCAAAGGUCUGCCCUCGUCUUUAGAUGUCGGUGUUCACUCCUCUCAAGGGGAUGGUAUGCCGGACCAAAAUCUCGAUGACCUCAUCGAAUCUAGUCAGCGCUUCAAUCCAAGGGAAAUUGGUGAGGUCACAGAAAAGUUUGGCGCCGCUGAAGACGUCCUGGCGGCAAUGGAGAUGGCCGAUACUCCAAAAGAGUUAUCAACGACUUUGCUUCCUUACCAAAGACAGGCGUUGAAAUGGUUAUUUGAAAAGGAAAAUCCUCAACUUCCAACUGAAGGUUCGACCGAAGCAGUCCAGUUGUGGAAGCGGUCGACACGAGAUAAAGACAUCUUCACCAAUAUUGCAACAAAUUUCUCCAUCAAAGGCCAGCAACCAGCCCUGGCGAGUGGUGGAAUCCUUUCUGAUGAUAUGGGUCUCGGCAAAACGUUGGAAAUGAUUUCAUUGAUUAUCGCAGAUCCUAAGAAGACCAAGACGCGAAAGACGACUCUGAUCAUCGCCCCUGUGGGCGUCAUGACUAAUUGGAGUGGUCAGAUAGCCCAUCAUGUGACAAAAGACAAAGCGCUGAAUGUUCUCAUCUACCAUGGAUCGAGCAAGAAGAAGAUGAUUGCGGCUGACUUUGAUACAUACGACGUCGUAAUUACUUCCUAUGGCACUCUAAGCACAGAGUAUUUUCCGAAGGGUACGAAGAACCCUCCUUCGGUGCCUCGAAGCCAUGGUUUAUUCUCCAAAGACUGGCGACGCGUGAUACUUGACGAAGGUCACACAAUUCGAAAUCCGCAGACGAAGUCAUCAUUGGCGGCAACCAACCUCAUUGCACAGUCAAGGUGGGUUCUUACGGGUACCCCUAUCAUCAACAGCCUCCGGGACUUGUACUCUCUUGUGCGAUUCAUUCGUAUGACUGGCGGAUUAGAACGUUUAGACAUAUUCAACAGCAUCCUGAUCCGGCCGCUGAAGGCGGGGGAUGAGAAUGCCAGCCUUCUCCUGCAGGCUUUAAUGACAACACUCUGCCUUCGCCGUAAGAAGGAGAUGAAAUUUGUCGAUCUACGGCUUCCAGAAUUAUCCGAAUAUAUACACCGGAUCGAGUUUACCAAGAAGGAAAAGGAGACAUAUGAAGCCUUACAGCAGGAAGCUAAAGGCCUUCUCAACACAGUCCGGCACGGUCAAGGCGCUAAAAAGCAGCCCCAGGAUAGCUAUCGCCACCUUCUCGAAGUUCUCCUUCGCCUUCGUCAGCUCUGUGGCGAGCGCGUCAACGAGAUCCUAUCAAUCCUCGAGCACCAGAAGCAGGUAGACCUUACGCCUGAAAACAAAGCCGCACUUCAAUCAAUGCUGCAACUGAGCAUUGAGACUCACGAGGACUGCCCCAUCUGCCUCGAAUCGCUUCACAACCCCGUAAUAACGAAUUGUGCUCACGUCUUCGGCUCUGAAUGCAUUGAAAAGGUGAUCGAAACCCAGCACCGAUGCCCCAUGUGUCGUGCUGAACCGCUCGAACCCAAUUGCCUUGUUCAACCUGCCAUUGAUUUGGGCGAAUCGGCCGCCAUUUCCGAGUCCGACAUCGAUUCAGAAAGUAGCUCGAGCAAGAUCGAAGCCUUGGUUUCCAUUCUGCAAGCGGCAAGGAAGAGAGAUAAUAGCAGCAAGACUGUCAUCUUCAGUCAGUGGACCUCCUUUCUGAACAUUCUGCAGUCCCGCCUUGUCAACGUCUUCCCGGAUAUCAAGAUCGCGCGUAUUGACGGCACGUUAAACCCACGGCAGCGCGACGCAGCACUCGAUGCGCUUGAAAAGGAUCCAAAAUGCUCUGUGAUGCUAGCCUCCCUUGCUGUCUGCUCUGUCGGACUCAAUCUUGUAGCAGCUAACCAGGUUGUGCUAGCAGAUAGCUGGUGGGCCCCUGCCAUUGAGGAUCAAGCUGUUGAUCGAGUGCAUCGGCUUGGUCAGAAGCGGGAGACGACGGUGUGGAGGUUGGUGGUAGAGGGAACGAUUGAGGAGAGCGUACUAGAAAUUCAAGGUGAAAAGAGGAAGCUCAUUGGAUUGGCUUUUAGGGAGAAGGAGGCGAAGAGAGGAAAACACAAAGAAAGCAGAAUCGCUGAUAUUGAAAGGAUGUUGAAGUGA